This is a messenger RNA of Peromyscus californicus insignis, 4647 nucleotides long. It is a transcript of the gene Ttc21b, whose product is annotated as tetratricopeptide repeat domain 21B. Gene Ontology annotation, biological process: intraciliary retrograde transport; protein localization to cilium. NCBI's taxonomy places the organism in Eukaryota, Metazoa, Chordata, Mammalia, Rodentia, Cricetidae. The transcript is spliced from 29 exons. Gene Ontology annotation, cellular component: intraciliary transport particle A. The coding region runs from base 259 to 4203 and encodes 1314 amino acids. The record is from RefSeq and is a predicted model, not a curated record. Gene Ontology annotation, molecular function: protein binding.
CACUCAGUGCCCAGCGGAGUCCAACCUCAGUCGCCUUCGCGGUCCUCCCUCUGGGUUCCCUCCGAGCCUGCUCCGGGGCCCCUCCCUCGCUGCCCUGCGGUCAGGCCCCGCCCCCUCGGGGCCGACAGCCAAUGGAGACCCGGCCACGCCCUCCGCACCGCCCACCGCGUCCCUUAAGGUUUGAGGGCCCGGGCAGAGGGUCUGAGCCCCGGAGCCUACGGCUGGCAGUGGCGGGCACGCUCCGGGCAGCUGGCGGCCAUGGACUCCCAGGGGCUGAAGACACUCAUUAAUUACUAUUGUCAAGAGAGAUACUAUCACCACGUGUUGCUUGUGGCCAGUGAAGGAAUGAAGAAGUAUGGCAGUGAUCCAGUCUUCAGGUUUUAUCAUGCCUAUGGCACACUGAUGGAAGGUAAAGCUCAAGAAGCCCUUCGGGAAUUUGAGGCCAUUAAAAAUAAACAAGAUGUGUCCCUGUGUUCUCUGAUUGCCCUAAUGUAUGUCCAUAAAAUGAGCCCCAAUCCAGAUAGAGAAGCUAUCCUGGAAUUAGAUACCAAAAUGAAGGAGCAACGUAAGGAAGCCGGAUGCAAAGCCUUGUACCACGCAGGCCUGUUUUUAUGGCACAUUGGUCGCCAUGAUAAGGCGAGAGAAUAUAUUGACAGAAUGUCAAAAAUGCCGCAUGAUAGCAAUGAGGGACCAAUUUUGAAAGCGUGGCUUGAUAUUACAAGAGGGAAAGAACCUUAUGCUAAAAAAGCACUAAGGUAUUUUGAGGAGGGAUUACAAGAUGGAAAUGAUAUUUUUGCUCUGCUGGGUAAGGUACUGUGCCUUGAAAUGCGCCAGAAUUACUCAGGAGCCCUGGAGACCGUGAGCCAGAUAAUUGUGAACUUUCCCAGCUUCCUCCCUGCUUUUGAGAAGAAAAUGAAAUUACAGCUGGCGUUGCAGGAUUGGGACCAGACGGUGGAGACAGCACAGAGGUUGCUGCUUCAGGACAGUCACAAUGUGGAGGCGCUGAGAAUGCUGGCUCUGUAUUAUCUAUGUAGGGAGGGGGACAUAGAGAAGGCUGCUGCCAAGCUGGAAAAUUUAGGAAAUGCAUUGGAUAUUGUGGAACCACAGAAUGCUCAACUUUUUUAUAAGAUUACAAUGGCCUUCAGCAGAACCUGUGGACGUAAUCAACUCAUUCUUCAAAAAGUUCAAAGUUUCCUAGAGAAAGCAUUUAGUUUAACCCCCCAGCAAGCAGAAAUUGCUACAGAGCUCGGCUACCAAAUGAUUCUCCAAGGCAAAGUUAAGGAGGCCUGGAAAUGGUACAGGACUGCCAUGACACUGAAUGAAAGCAACAUCUCUGCAGUUACUGGACUCAUCCGAUGUCAGUUAAUAGAAGGGCAAUUGCAAGAUGCAGACCAGCAGCUAGAGUUCUUCAGUGAAUUCCAGCAGUCAAUGGGCAAAUCUGCGGAAUUAAUGUAUUUGCAUGCAGUUCUUGCUACAAAAAAAAAUAGUCGACAGGAAGAAGUUAUAAAUCUGUUAAAUGAUGCUGUGAAUACUCACUUUUCACACUUAGAAGAUUUACCUCUUGGAAUACAGUAUUUUGAAAAGCUCAAUCCUGACUUCUUACUAGAAGUUGUUACUGAAUAUCUGAAUUUUUGUCCAAUUCAGCCUGCAGGUCCCGGGCAGCCUCUUUCUCCAGUUCUCAGACGUUGUUCUUCAGUCCUAGAGACGAUUAUCAGAAGUGUCCCAGGUCUUCCGCACGCUGUCUUCUUAAUGGCCAAAGUGAAGUAUUUGUCAGGUGACAUUGAAGCGGCAUACAACAACCUGCAACACUGUCUAGAGCACAGCCCCUCCUACGCGGAGGCCCACCUCUUGAUGGCACAGGUGUACUUGUCUCAAGAGAAAGUCAAACUAUGUUCUCAGUCUCUGGAACUUUGUCUGAGCUAUAAUUUUAAUGUGAGAGACUACCCAUUAUACCACUUAAUCAAAGCACAGUCACAAAAGAAAAUGGGAGAAGUAGCAGAAGCAAUUAAAACUCUGCACAUGGCAAUGAACCUCCCAGGAAUGAGGAGAAGUAGAGCCUCCUCGAAGUCAAAACACAGAACUGAGGUGGAUGCCAGCCACCGUUUAUCCAUCUUCCUGGAGUUGGUGGAGGUUCACCGCUUAAAUGGAGAACAGCACGAGGCAGCAAAGGUUUUACAAGAUGCCAUCCAUGAGUUUUCUGGAACGUGUGAAGAAUUACGUGUUACUAUUGCUAAUGCAGACCUGGCUCUGGCCCAAGGAGAUACGGAGCGUGCAUUAAGCAUGCUUCGAAAUGUCACAACCGAACAGCCUUAUUUUAUAGAGGCCAAAGAAAAAAUGGCAGAUAUUUACCUGAAGCAUAGAAAAGAGAAAAUGUUAUAUAUCACCUGUUACAGAGAAAUUGCUGAAAGAAUGCCCAGUCCCCGGUCCUUUCUGCUCCUUGGUGAUGCAUACAUGAACAUCCAAGAGCCUGAAGAAGCCAUAGUGGCCUAUGAACAAGCAUUAAAUCAGAACCCAAAAGAUGGAACACUGGCAAGAAAAAUUGGGAAAGCGCUUGUCAAAACUCACAAUUACUCAAAGGCAAUCACCUAUUAUGAAGCUGCUCUGAAAAGUGGACAACAAAAUUGCCUUUGCUAUGACCUGGCUGAGCUCUUACUAAGACUGAAGUUGUAUGAGAAAGCAGAGAAAGUUCUCCAGCAUUCUCUAGCUCAUGAACCUGUAACUGAAUUGUCAGCUCUCAUGGAGGAUGGGCGUUCCCAAGUCCUUCUAGCAAAAGUUUACUCUAAAAUGGAAAGACCCAGCGAUGCGAUUGCUGCAUUACAGCAGGCUCGAGAACUGCAGGCUCGGAUAUUGAAGCGAGUUCAGAUGGAGCAGCCAGAUGCAGUUCCCUCACAGAAGCACUUUGCAGCUGAAAUUUGUGCAGAGAUUGCGAAACACUCUGCUGCUCAGCGAGACUAUGAAAAAGCCAUUACAUUUUAUAGAGAGGCCCUGGUACAUUGUGAAACAGAUAGUAAGAUAAUGUUGGAACUGGCCCAGUUAUACUUGGCCCAAGAAGACCUUGAUGCCUCCCUGAGGCACUGCGCACUGCUUCUCCAGAGGGACCAGGAUAAUGAACCGGCCACCAUGUUGAUGGCUGACCUCAUGUUCAGAAAACAGGACUAUGAACAAGCAGUGUUUCAUUUGCAGCAGCUUUUAGAACGGAAACCAGAUAAUUUUAUGACUUUGUCUCGUUUGAUUGAUCUCCUGAGAAGAUGUGGGAAACUUGAGGAUGUUCCGAGAUUUUUUUCAAUGGCUGAGAAACAUAACUCCAGAACAAAAUUGGAGCCAGGAUUUCAGUACUGUAAAGGAUUACAUUUUUGGUAUACUGGAGAACCAAAUGAUGCCCUUCGACAUUUUAAUAAAGCUCGAAAAGAUAGUGAUUGGGGCCAAAAUGCACUUUAUAAUAUGAUAGAAAUCUGCUUGAAUCCGGAUAAUGAAACUAUUGGAGGUGAAGUGUUUGAAAACCUUGAUGGAGACCUGGGUUCAACUGAGAAGCAGGAAUCUGUGCAGUUAGCUGUGAGGACGGCGGAAAAGCUGCUGAAAGAACUGAAGCCUCAGACCAUCCAGGGCCGCUUGCAGCUCCGCAUUCUGGAGAACUGCUGCCUGAUGGCCACCAAACAGAAGUCCAGCGUGGAGCAGGCGCUGAACACCUUCACUGAAAUAGCAGCCUCUGAGAAGGAUCAUAUUCCAGCUCUCUUGGGAAUGGCAACAGCUUAUAUGAUCUUGAAACAGACGCCGAAAGCCAGAAACCAGCUGAAGCGGAUUGCAAAAAUGACUUGGAAUCCUAUUGAAGCCGAGGACCUGGAGAAGAGCUGGCUGCUGCUUGCUGAUAUUUAUAUUCAGUCAGCAAAAUAUGACAUGGCAGAAGAAUUACUAAAGCGCUGCCUGUGCCAUAACCGUUCUUGUUGCAAAGCUUAUGAAUAUAUGGGAUACAUUAUGGAGAAAGAGCAAGCAUAUACAGAUGCGGCCUUCAACUAUGAGAUGGCGUGGAAACACAGUAACCAGACAAAUCCAGCAGUGGGAUACAAAUUGGCAUUUAAUUACUUAAAAGCAAAACGAUAUGUGGAUGCAAUUGACAUAUGUCACCAGGUUCUUGAAGCACAUCCAGGUUACCCCAAAAUCAGAAAGGAUAUUCUUGAUAAGGCCCGUGCAUCAUUAAGACCUUGAAAAUGAUUGUGUUCGUUAUUUCUUUAAACUGUUGAGCAGGAGACGGCAGGGUCCAACAGCCUUUGCAGUACGCACAGCUUCAGCUGACACUGUGUCACAGAAGCAUGUCUCCUCUUCUCCAGCAGAGGAUGCUGCUGUCCAUGGACAAACACUGUGUCUGUGGUGUUGGCUGGUGGAGGGGCUGGUGAGAGCUGGCCUUGCUCUCUUCCAUUAGGCGCAAAUGACGUAGUUCUGUGAAAAAGGCUAGUUCAUGUCUACAGAGGAUAUUUUUGUUAAAGUCUACAUGAUAUAUCUUUUCUAAAGAGUAUAGAUUUUCAACAAACCUAUUUAAAGUCUCCGGUUACCUGUUAAAUUUUUUAUUAUAGUUUGUGAUAUAAUCUCAUGUAAUUUAUGAAAAAAGAAUAAGUAUUUUAAAUGGAUAUUUUAAUAAAGAUUUUGUGAAUA